UCGAAACAAUAGCAAAGGACUGCCUCAGUCUACGAUUUCUUUUGAUGGAAUCUAUGCAAAUAUGAGGAUGGUUCAUAUACUUACAUCAGUUGUUGGAUCCAAAUGUGAGGUACAAGUGAAAAAUGGAGGUAUUUAUGAAGGAGUUUUUAAAACAUACAGUCCUAAGUGCGAUUUGGUACUUGAUGCUGCACAUGAGAAAAGUACAGAAUCCAGUUCGGGGCCAAAACGUGAAGAAAUAAUGGAGAGUAUUUUGUUCAAGUGUUCAGACUUUGUUGUGGUACAGUUUAAAGAUAUGGACUCCAGUUAUGCAAGAAGAGAUGCUUUUACUGACUCUGCUAUCAGUGCUAAAGUGAAUGGUGAACACAAAGAGAAGGACCUGGAGCCCUGGGAUGCAGGUGAACUCUCAACCAGCGAAGAACUGGAGGCUUUGGAAAACGACGUAUCUAAUGGAUGGGAUCCCAAUGAUAUGUUUCGAUAUAAUGAAGAAAAUUAUGGAGUAGUGUCUACAUAUGAUAGCAGUUUAUCUUCAUAUACGGUACCCUUAGAAAGGGAUAACUCAGAAGAAUUUUUAAAACGGGAAGCAAGGGCAAACCAGUUAGCAGAAGAAAUUGAAUCAAGUGCUCAGUACAAAGCUCGGGUGGCCCUGGAAAAUGAUGAUAGAAGCGAGGAAGAAAAAUAUACAGCAGUUCAGAGAAAUUCCAGUGAACGUGAGGGGCACAGCAUAAACACUAGGGAAAAUAAAUAUAUUCCUCCUGGACAAAGAAAUAGAGAAGUCAUAUCCUGGGGAAGUGGGAGACAGAAUUCACCGCGUAUGGGCCAGCCUGGAUCGGGCGCCAUGCCAUCAAGAUCCACUUCUCACACUUCAGAUUUCAACCCGAAUUCUGGUUCAGACCAAAGAGUAGUUAAUGGAGGUGUUCCCUGGCCAUCGCCUUGCCCAUCUCCUUCCUCUCGCCCACCUUCUCGCUACCAGUCAGGUCCCAACUCUCUUCCACCUCGGGCAGCCACCCCUACACGGCCGCCCUCCAGGCCCCCCUCGCGGCCAUCCAGACCCCCGUCUCACCCCUCUGCUCAUGGUUCUCCAGCUCCUGUCUCUACUAUGCCUAAACGCAUGUCUUCAGAAGGGCCUCCAAGGAUGUCCCCAAAGGCCCAGCGACACCCUCGAAAUCACAGAGUUUCUGCUGGGAGGGGCUCUAUAUCUAGUGGCCUAGAAUUUGUAUCCCACAAUCCACCAAGUGAAGCAGCUACUCCUCCAGUGGCAAGGACUAGUCCUGCAGGGGGAACAUGGUCAUCAGUGGUCAGUGGUGUUCCAAGAUUAUCUCCCAAAACUCACAGACCCAGGUCUCCCAGACAGAACAGUAUUGGAAAUACUCCCAGUGGGCCAGUGCUUGCUUCUCCCCAAGCUGGUAUCAUUCCAGCUGAAGCUGUUGCCAUGCCCAUUCCAGCUGCAUCUCCUACACCUGCCAGUCCUGCAUCCAACAGAGCUGUGACCCCAUCGAUGGAAGCUAAAGAUUCCAGGCUUCAAGAUCAGAGGCAGAACUCUCCAGCAGGGAAUAAAGAAAAUGUUAAGCCCAAUGAAACAUCACCUAGCUUUUCAAAAGCUGAAAACAAAGGUAUAUCACCAGUUGUUUCUGAACAUAGAAAACAAAUCGAUGAUUUAAAGAAGUUUAAGAAUGAUUUUAGGUUACAGCCAAGUUCUACUUCUGAAUCUAUGGAUCAACUACUAAACAAAAAUAGAGAUGGAGAAAAAUCAAGAGAUGUGAUCAAAGACAAAAUUGAACCAAGUUCUAAGGAUUCUUUCAUUGAAAAUAGCAGCAGCAACUGCACCAGUGGCAGCAGCAAGCCGAACAGUCCCAGUAUCUCCCCUUCAAUACUUAGUAACACUGAGCACAAGAGGGGACCUGAGGUUACAUCCCAAGGGGUGCAGACUUCUAGCCCAGCAUGUAAACAAGAGAAGGAUGAUAAAGAGGAGAAGAAAGAUGCAGCUGAGCAAGUUAGGAAAUCAACAUUGAAUCCCAAUGCAAAGGAGUUCAACCCUCGCUCCUUUUCUCAGCCAAAGCCUUCUACAACCCCAACUUCUCCUCGACCUCAAGCACAACCUAGCCCAUCUAUGGUGGGUCACCAACAGCCAACCCCAGUUUAUACUCAGCCUGUUUGUUUUGCACCAAAUAUGAUGUAUCCAGUCCCAGUGAGCCCAGGUGUGCAACCUUUAUACCCAAUACCUAUGACGCCCAUGCCGGUGAAUCAAGCCAAGACAUAUAGAGCAGGUAAAGUACCAAAUAUGCCCCAACAGCGGCAAGACCAGCAUCAUCAGAGCACCAUGAUGCACCCAGCCUCUGCAGCAGGUCCACCCAUUGUAGCCACCCCACCAGCUUACUCCACUCAGUAUGUUGCCUAUAGUCCUCAGCAGUUUCCAAAUCAGCCACUAGUUCAGCAUGUGCCACAUUAUCAGUCUCAGCAUCCUCAUGUUUAUAGUCCUGUAAUACAGGGUAACGCGAGAAUGAUGGCACCACCAGCACAUGCCCAGCCUGGUUUAGUAUCUUCUUCUGCAACCCAGUACGGGGCUCACGAGCAGACACACGCGAUGUACGUUUCCACGGGCUCCCUUGCUCAGCAGUAUGCGCACCCUAACACUACCCUGCACCCACAUACUCCACAUCCUCAGCCUUCAGCUACCCCCACUGGACAGCAACAAAGCCAACAUGGUGGAAGUCAUCCUGCACCCAGUCCUGUUCAGCACCAUCAGCACCAGGCCGCCCAGGCUCUCCAUCUGGCCAGUCCACAGCAGCAGUCAGCCAUUUACCACGCGGGGCUCGCACCAACCCCACCUUCCAUGACACCUGCCUCCAAUACGCAGUCGCCACAGAAUAGUUUCCCAACAGCACAACAGACCGUCUUUACAAUCCAUCCUUCUCACGUUCAGCCGGCAUAUACCAAUCCACCCCACAUGGCCCAUGUACCUCAGGCUCAUGUACAGUCAGGAAUGGUUCCUUCUCAUCCAACUGCCCAUGCGCCAAUGAUGCUAAUGACGACACAGCCACCCGGCGGUCCCCAGGCCGCCCUCGCUCAAAGUGCACUACAGCCCAUUCCAGUCUCGACAACAGCGCAUUUCCCCUAUAUGACGCACCCUUCAGUACAAGCCCACCACCAACAGCAGUUGUAAGGCUGCCCUGGAGGAACCGAAAGGCCAAAUUCCCUCCUCCCUUCUUCUGCUUCUACCAACUGGAAGCACAGAAAACUAGAAUUUCAUUUAUUUUGUUUUUAAAAAAAUAUAUGUUGAUUUCUUGUAACAUCCAAUAGGAAUGCUAACAGUUCACUUGCAGUGGAAGAUAUUUGGACCGAGUAGAGGCAUUUAGGAACUUGUGGGCUGUUCCAUAAUUCCAUAUGCUGUUUCCAAGUCCCGCAAGUACCCCAGCUCUGCUUGCCAAAACUGGAAGUUAUUUAUUUUUUAAUGGCCCUCAAAAAAGUCAUGAACACAUCAGCUAGCAAAAGAAGUAACAAGAGUGAUUCUUGCUGCUAUUACUGCUAAAAAAGGAAAAAAAAAAAAUCAAGACUUGGAACACCCUUUUACUAAACUUGACAAAGGUUCAGUAAACUCUUACCGUCAAACUGACGGAUUAUUAUUUAUAAAUCAAGUUUGAUGAGGUGAUCACUGUCUACAGUGGUUCAACUUUUAAGUUAAGGGAAAAACUUUUACUUUGUAGAUAAUAUAAAAUAAAAACUUAAAAAAAAUUAAAAAAUAAAAAAAGUUUUAAAAACUGA
Marmota flaviventris (yellow-bellied marmot) is the source of this 3759-nucleotide messenger RNA. It is a transcript of the gene Atxn2, whose product is annotated as ataxin 2. NCBI's taxonomy places the organism in Eukaryota, Metazoa, Chordata, Mammalia, Rodentia, Sciuridae. Gene Ontology annotation, biological process: cytoplasmic stress granule assembly. Gene Ontology annotation, cellular component: cytoplasmic stress granule. The record is from RefSeq and is a predicted model, not a curated record. Gene Ontology annotation, molecular function: mRNA binding.